GUAUCUCUCUCUUUACUUGACUUCUACACAUCAUGUGGCUCUACCUGGUGGCCCUGGUGGGCCUGUGGACGCUCCUGCGCUUCUUCAGAGAGAGGAAGGUGGUGAGCCAUCUCCAAGACAAGUAUGUCUUCAUUACGGGCUGUGACUCGGGCUUUGGGAACCUGCUGGCCAGACAGCUGGACAGGAGAGGCAUGCGGGUGCUGGCUGCAUGUCUGACAGAGAAGGGAGCCGAGGAGCUGAGGAGAAAGACAUCUGACAGGCUGGAGACAGUGAUCCUGGAUGUCACCAAGACGGAGAGUAUUGUGGCAGCCACUCAGUGGGUGAAGGAGCGUGUUGGGGACAGAGGGCUCUGGGGUCUGGUCAACAACGCUGGCAUCUCCAUCCGCUUGGGUCCCAAUGAGUGGAUGAACAAACAGGAUUUUGCAAGUGUACUGGAUGUGAACCUGUUGGGUGUGAUCGACGUGACUCUGAACAUGCUGCCCUUAGUGAGGAAGGCGAGGGGCCGUGUGGUCAAUGUCUCCAGCAUCAUGGGCCGAGUUUCUUAUGUUGGUGGUGGUUACUGCAUCUCCAAGUAUGGCGUAGAGGCCUUCUCAGACUCGCUCAGGAGGGAGCUCUCCUAUUUUGGGGUGAAGGUGGCUAUUAUAGAGCCUGGUUUCUUCCUGACUGCCAUGAGUGAUAAUGCCAGAUUAUCCUCAGACAUCCAGAUGCUGUGGGACCACACCAGCCCAGAAAUCAGGGAGAUCUAUGGCGAGAAAUACCUGGCAUCUUAUCUGAAAAGGCGAAGUGAAUUGGGCCAGAGGUGCAACAAGGACCUGUCUUUGGUGACUGACUGCAUGGAGCACGCUCUGACUGCCUGUCACCCUCGCACCCGAUACUCAGCUGGCUGGGAUGCCAAGCUCUUCUACCUCCCCUUGAGCUACCUGCCCACCUGUCUUGUGGAUGCCCUUCUCUACUGGACUUCCACGAAGCCUGAGAAAGCUCUCUGAAGUCUUUACCUAUGCGCAUAGUUGGAGAGAAUUAGGGGGUGUAAUGGAGGGAAUUCUUAGGGGAAAUUAGAAGGGUAGACGGAGGGAGUUUAUUAUUCUGGGGUUCUUAGUCCACAUGCUUCAUAUCAUAAAUUCUCCUAUGAUACUUCUCAAGGCUGGUGAUGACCAAAGAAAUAUGCAAAAAAUUCUGCAAAGAGAUUCAGAUACAAAGUGCUGGCUGAUGCUCAGGCCCUGAGCAUCAUGGCCUACCGUGAGGAUCCACACAAGUGAGGAGGUUGUGACCAGCUUGUGACAAGCACUGCCCUAUGUCCUUCUUUGAUGAAAUCCACAGGCUCUGGCUAGUUUAAACCCUUAUGCAGCAGUGUCCCUGCUCGGAAGUCCCCUGUGACCAUGGUGUGAGGUCUGAGAGAGUCACUAACAAUGCCAGCAAUCAGCCCUGGAGUCAGGUUGGCAAGCCCUGGGUGGGAGGUCCAGUCCCUGGUGGUGAGAAUCCAGCAGAGGAUGGAGACACCAAGUUUUGAUUCUUUUUGAAAUAAUUUUUUUUACUCUUAUUUUUCGAGCAAAUAUGAGGUGAUCCCCUGUGCAUUUGAAGUAUGGCUUUGCCAUUUGGUGAGGUUUGGAUCACAGAGCUAAGGGGAAUGGCCUGAGGAGUGUUGGCAGAGGCCUGCAGGCUCUCCUUGACUGGUUCAUCCCUCCAGCCACUGAGGUGGGAACACCUCCUCUCCAUUCAAAACUUAACCAAAACAUGUAAGGCAGGAGACUGUGCAUGCAAGUCCAUGGACAGAAUUUACCUGUAGGCCUCAGCUCCACCACUUCCCUCCCUGCAGACUCACUAAGUGACCAUCCCUCUCUGGAGACUCACUAAGUGACCAUCCCUCUCUGGAGAC
Molecule: messenger RNA, 1873 nt
Organism: Mastomys coucha (southern multimammate mouse)
Lineage: Eukaryota; Metazoa; Chordata; Mammalia; Rodentia; Muridae
Product: retinol dehydrogenase 16-like
Exons: 4
Coding region: 33-986 (317 amino acids)
Molecular function (GO): oxidoreductase activity
Source: RefSeq, a predicted model, not a curated record